AUGGAGGAAGAGGAGGAGGAAGAAGCCGAAGAGGAGGAAGAGGAAGAAGAGGAAGAGGAAUAUCGACCGGACGACCAAAAGAUUUCACCUUCCAGGUCACCUUCGCGGCACAUCUCACCUCAACCCAAUCAAUCAGUCCCUCACCGUAGCCCUAGCCAACCAUCACUUCAUCCCGUUCCGUCGCCCGAACCUCCGACUAUUGGUGACACUGAGGGAGAGGAGGUUGUGUUGGUAGAAGCCGUCGAAACGCCGCAAGUUGCCAGAGAACCGUCUCCUCGGUCGAUUUCUCCGUCGUCAUUCAUACUGGAUCACAAAGAACCGGAGCCUCAACAACCGAUGAUCAUUCACACUGCUGUCGACGUAGCUACACUACACCCAGCACUUCUUAUACCUACGCCGACUUCUCCGGCAUUGACGGCCCCAGUGUUCAGUUUUGAGAGUAGCGAGCCUGAACCGACCGCGGAUUCCCCUUCCACCCCGGUUCAGGCGGAGAUUUCUCGACACCAUUUCAGUCCUGAUUACACUCUACCUCGGCCCAAAUUUCUACCCCCGGAUUUUGUUCGGAAAGGUAAGUCAUCAAAGCAGCGGAAGCGUGACAAGGAUAGGGCAGAGUCGAAGACCAAAGAAGGGUGGACGCCUCUGGGCUUCGUGAAGUGGGGUGCCUCAAUUCGCGCAAACCCGAUACACAAGAAGGUAUCUAGAGCGGCAAAGUGUUUAAGUACACGAGAUUGGGGUGUGGCCAUUACAGAGCUUCGGCUGAUGCGCACUCUGGAACGAGUCGAGAGCCUGGAAAACAUUGCCAAGUGGUCCUAUAGACAACCAAAGAAACAAAGGAACCUUGGAGGCAUGACAAAGACUCAUUGGGAUUACCUUUUGGACGAAAUGAAAUGGAUGAGGGUUGAUUUCCGCGAGGAGCGUCGGUGGAAGUAUGUGCUGGCUUUCAAUCUCUCGACUGCGGUUCUCGAAUGGCAUGCAGCUGGGACUCCCGAGGAAAGGAUCAAGCAAGGUGUCUGCAUGCAUUGGAAACGCCCGCGGACUACAACGGAUCACAGGACAUCGCAAGAUAUGGAUGUGGAUGGUCGACCAUCAGAGCGUAGGGAGGAUGAUUCCACGGUGACGGGCGAUGACUCGGAUAACGAGGAUGAUGACGCGGAGGCGGAGCAGCGAGAAGUUGUGGACUCCCUGGAGACGGGGAAAGUCUUGGAGGAGGCCCUCGAAAGUCGAGGGUCAAACAGUUCUGAAGACAGUAGCCUGCGUCAGAGUCCAGUUCUGGAGAGUGUUCGCCCCAAGGUCGAGGAUGUGGAGGACCCUGCUGCGCUGCAAGCCGCCAACGCCGGUGGGGUUGCAAGCGAAUCAGUGGGUGACGACGGACAGAAGGCUAAGAUGGAGGCUGCGGAACCGCAGGGUCUGAAGCCCAGUUCAACGGAUCCCCUUCUUGGAUCAUUACCGGAUUCACAACGUGAAACGACGCAGGCAUCCAGUUCUGCGAAAGCUGCCACGGUGAAGUCCAACCUAUACGUGCCAUUGCGGGAACGCAUCGCUUAUUCGGAUGAGAGGAAGUUGUUCAUUGAGAACGAAGAUCUUGACCUUGUCAAGGAUUUCUCUGCUUUGACCACAGAUGACCAGGCUUUGGAACCCUCCUGUCCGCCACCUGAUCUCUCGGUGAUCUUUCCUGACCUUCAGCCUCUCGGUGUCCCAGAUGUAGUCAAUGCUAUGGCUGAGGGAAAAGAAAAGGCAGAUAAGAAAACGGAGCGCGAAGGUAGUAAGCGUCUCGAUGACUCCGGGUACACGAAGAUGGCCCCCAUGGGCAAGUUUAUGAUGUGUAAACCCGUCCUCCUUGGACCACUACAUCCUGCGAGGCGAUGGAAGAACGGACGCUGGGUCAAUCCAGAAGAACCUGCCGUCACGGAAGCUGAAGCGUCUGGCAAGAUCUCGGAUGAUUCUCUGUCUGAGCUCUUUGAAUCCGUGAAGCCGCAGUUAAUUAGUGUCCUUGCCCCUCAGCCACCCAAGGAUACGAAGAAGCGAGCGGAACAUGCUUGGAGUCCAGAGGAAGAUGCUCUCCUGAAGCGGUUGGCCGAUAAAUACCCGAAUAAUUGGUCACUCAUCACUGACGUAUUCAACUCGUCGAGAGUUGCGAUACCCUUCGAUAAACGACUGCCCUGGGAGUGCUUCGAACGAUGGAAUACCAAGUUUGGGGGUAUUCGAUACGGACCUUCACAUCCUGAGGUCAAUUCUUCUCCUGCUGCUGCGGCGGCGGAAGGUACCCCUCCGCCUAUAGCGUCGUCCACACCUCAGGCGCAAAUGACGACGAGAGGCGUUAAGCGUCUUGCCAGCGCGUCGAUUUCGCAGAAUCAGAAUACGGGUUUGAUUAGCUCGGAUAUGUUGAAGCGACGCAGGCACACCUUGAUGUAUGAAACCAUACGAAAGGUUGCGAAGAAGCGGGAGAUCACGCAGAAGGCAUCUAUGAAUCAGAGGAAGUCAUCCAAUAUCCACGACACCCACAGUCAAUACAACAAGAUGCCGAAGAUGAGCCCGGCUGAACUCAGCCGCUUGAAGGCUGACAAGGAAACUCGGGAGCAUCAGGAGAUGUUGAUGGCACGACGCAGACAUGAUGAGAUGACUCGGCAGCAGCAACUCAGAAUGCAAGUCGCCGCCCAAGGACAGGCCCCUGCCGCUGCCGCUGCGCCCGCCGCGCAACCACAACAGGUCAACGGGGCGACCCGUGCCGUGCAACAGCCUGCACAGGCUGUCCCUCAGAUUCGUGCACAACCCGUGCCGCAGGUGAACAUAUCUCAGCAGCAACGGAUGCCUACACCUAUGGCGUCGACAGCAGUGGCAGUUGCAGCAGCCCGGAUGUCACCCCAAAUGCUGCAGGCUCAGGUAGCCCAGGCGCGUGCUCUCGCCGCCGUUGCCGCUCAAUCGCAAGCUCAGGCACAGUUGCAAGCACAAGUUCAAGCGCAAGGGCAGGGACAGGUUCCGGCGCAGGUUCCUACGCCGGCACAGAAUGCAGGAGUCAACAAUGUGCAGAAUAGUCUUCCUGUUGGGGCACAUCUCUCCCCACCUUACCAGUCGCGCGCGGCAACUUCGUCGCCUGGUGUAGUACCGCAGGGUUCUCCGCCCCAUAAUGGCAUUACACUAUCCAAUGUCGCCUCUCCGAUUUUAACUUCGACUCAGCCGCAAAUGCAGAUUCAAGCCGGGCAAGUUCCUGGAAAUGCGAUUCCCCGCCCACCUGGUGGUCUUCCGGCACAUUACUUUCCUGUGGUCGCGACAGCGGGGGGUCAUUUCACGCAAGAGCAGGUGGACCAGGCAAUGCGGCUUAUGCAGGUGAGCACCUUUCUUGUGAUUCUUGGCGAACGUUGCCAACGAUGCGUCUUGUAG
Messenger RNA from Pisolithus orientalis, 3378 nucleotides. RefSeq lists its product as uncharacterized. The record is from RefSeq and is a predicted model, not a curated record. Bases 1 to 3378 code for a protein of 1125 amino acids. Lineage: Eukaryota; Fungi; Basidiomycota; Agaricomycetes; Boletales; Pisolithaceae. The transcript has 6 exons.